Xyrauchen texanus (razorback sucker) is the source of this 1780-nucleotide messenger RNA. RefSeq names its product gastrula zinc finger protein XlCGF8.2DB-like. Lineage: Eukaryota; Metazoa; Chordata; Actinopteri; Cypriniformes; Catostomidae. Gene Ontology annotation, molecular function: DNA-binding transcription factor activity, RNA polymerase II-specific; RNA polymerase II cis-regulatory region sequence-specific DNA binding. The transcript has 3 exons. Gene Ontology annotation, biological process: regulation of transcription by RNA polymerase II. Bases 115 to 963 code for a protein of 282 amino acids. Gene Ontology annotation, cellular component: nucleus. The record is from RefSeq and is a predicted model, not a curated record.
AUAACAUCGUUUAUUGUACAUUUUGGGGAAUAUUUCCAUCUUCAGAUGAAGAAGAGUUUGAAGGAAUUAUUCCAGGUUUAACAUCUGAAGUCUGCAUGAUAUAAAACUGUAAUUAUGGAGGUUAUUAAAGAGGAGAGUGACAACACGAGUGAUCCAGAACACUGCAGAAUUAAAAUCGAAGAUACUGAAGAACAAACAGGCCUGUUGGAACUAACUGAAGUGAAGGAGAAAAACCAUCAAUAUCAGAAACCACAUCAUAUCAUAACUGGAGAAAAUGCCACAUGCCUUCAGUGUGGCAAGACCUUUACAUCUGAAGCAGUUCUUAAACACCACAUGAUAAUUCACACUGGAGAGGAGCCUUUUACAUGUCCUCAGUGUGGAAAGAGCUUCAGAUAUAAAGUAAAUCUUAGAAGGCACAUACGAAUCCACACUGGAGAGAUGCCUUUCCCAUGCUAUCCAUGUGGAAAGAGCUUCAGAUACAAAAGCAGUCUCGAUAGUCAUAUGCACAUCCAUUCUGGAGAAAGGUCCUUUAACUGUGAUCAGUGCAAUAAAACAUUUCUUUUGGAAUCAUACUUAAAAAGACACCUGAAAAAUCAUGCAAAUGAGAAGCCUCACUUGUGUUCUGUCUGUGGAAAAAGGCUUUCAAGUGUGUAUUGUUUAAAAGAUCACCAGAAAAUGCACACCGGUGUGAGAGAUCAUGUAUGUUCUGAGUGUGGGAAAUCCUUCACUACAGCUGAAGGCUUGAAGAAGCACCAAAUAAUUCAUACUGGGGAAAAACCCUACAAGUGCUCACACUGUGGAAAGAACUUCAAUCGAUCAGGAAGCCUGAAAACACACAAGCGAGUGCAUACUGGAGAGAAACCAUAUCGAUGCACUUCAUGUGGGAAAACUUUCAAACAAUUAUGUAGUCUACAGGCUCAUUUGAAAAAGCGUUGCCCAAAAUCAUGUAGGGUUGAAAAUUAAGAAAGAAGCUAAUUUCUGUGUUACAACCAUUUCCUUAUGAUAACAGGCUAUGAUAUAGAGUGGUGGUGGCAUAGUGGCUAAAGCACAGGGAAGUUAAUCAGAAGGUUGCUGGUUCGAAUCCCACGGCCACCACCAUUGUGCCCUUUAGCAAUGGGGGGAUUGUCCCUGUAAUAAUUGCACUGUAAGUCGCUUUGGAUAAAAGCAUCUGCCAAAUGCAGAAAUGUAAAUGUAACAGAUCUGUUGCAUUACAGAGGGUGCUGAUAGGGGUCUGUCAGACUAUAGGCCUUUAUCACAGUCCACUUGUCAUCACAUACGGCUCUGAAUAGUAGCAUAACCGAACAUCGUAAUAUUUAUGUCUAUGGAUGAUUGCCUGUGUGGAAAAUGUUUAUGCUUAAUUUAUUUUCUAUUAUUUCUUAUUAGCUGUAAAUUGCUUUCUGUAAAUGAACCAAACAUGUUCAAAUACUAAGAAAAAUAGUUUCUCUUUUUGUAGCUAAGUCCACUGAAGUUUCUUUGUAUGGCCAUCUCUGCCAAGGUCAAAGAGGAAAAGGGAGGCAGAGAACUGUGUCUUAUCAGAGGGCACAGCGAAGAGUGAAAAAUAUCUUAUUAUUAUGGAAUGUGCUGAGGAAGACUUGUGUGGAUGAAGAAUAUAGUAUUUUAGGACAUUAACCUGUCCUUGUAAGGUGAAGAAAGAUAGGAGGUUCUAUGGUAAUUACUUUUUAUAUUUAGACAAUCAUUUAGUUGAUUCUUUGUCUUCUGAACAAUGAAUAUGCAUGAUUGUGUUGGAUAAAUAUUCUGUAUUGUGGAACCAACCCAACUU